Molecule: messenger RNA, 3619 nt
Organism: Oreochromis aureus
Lineage: Eukaryota; Metazoa; Chordata; Actinopteri; Cichliformes; Cichlidae
Gene: sema4ba
Product: sema domain, immunoglobulin domain (Ig), transmembrane domain (TM) and short cytoplasmic domain, (semaphorin) 4Ba
Exons: 17
Coding region: 567-3077 (836 amino acids)
Biological process (GO): negative regulation of axon extension involved in axon guidance; axon guidance; semaphorin-plexin signaling pathway
Molecular function (GO): semaphorin receptor binding; chemorepellent activity
Source: RefSeq, a predicted model, not a curated record
UGCUAGUGAGAAAGAUGGAAAAAAAACAACAACAAAUAUUUGAGGAAAAAGCUUCUUUCUAAUUGGACAGGGGGUUUUCAGAUGGCGCUAAACACAAAGUUCUUCGUAAUCACAUUAAGGGAAUGGGUUGGAAUCCAUCUGUUAAUUACCAAAAAUAUUUGGGUCUCCAGCUUGUUUCACCUCCAACUGCUCCCACCUACACGAAUCCAGCUGGGCGCCGUGCAGACAUGUCAGGGCUUCGAUUGUAUCUCGAGCACACGCUGGUGCAAACAUGGAGGUUUCAGCUGUGACCCUGUGCUGGCGCGUAUGCAUGGAGGCUGAUCAAUGGAGGCUGUUGCUCUGAGGUCACAGGUCAUCAUUUCAAACCAGCGUCAUCGUCUGUAGCCCAGAAGACUGCCCUCAAUUCACACCGGUGCAGACGUAUUCUGUUCAAGGAGCCUGGAGCUGCAAGACUAAAGAGAGAGAAAGAAGAAGAAAAUAAACAAGUGUUAUAAAAGACGCUCUUCAUGAAUUCACCAAAAACCUGAAGGGAAAUACUGCAAGUUGGCUGGCAGACCUUAGGAGGCAUGUGGACAAUGAGUAUGGCUUGGCUGCGUCUCCCUGCCGUCAUUGUCCUUCUGCUUGGUUGUUUUCAUACGGCUGUCACGGAAAAUGACGUAACUCCACGCCUCACCUUUUCAUACAAUGCAAAGGAGAGAACUACCAGAAGUUUCUCAGUGAGCGGUGUCUUCAACUUUACCUCUCUGCUGCUCAGUAGCGAAAAUGGCAUGUUGUAUGUUGGCGCUCGGGAGAGUCUCUUCGCUCUCAGCCUCUCUGAUAUCAGCGCAGCCAAGCUACAAAGAAAGCUUGCAUGGAAAACCCCAGAGAAGAAGAGAGAGGAGUGCAGUUUCAAAGGCAAAGACCUGCAGACGGAUUGCUUCAACUACAUCAAAAUCUUACUACGCAUGAACAGCACUCAUCUGUACGUUUGUGGAACCUAUGCCUUCAGCCCCAUCUGUGCUUACAUAAACUCUACAGACUUCUCCCUUGUCAAGAGCGAUACUGGUGAGAUUGUUACAGAGGAUGGACGGAGCCGCUGCCCAUUCAACCCUGAAUACAAGUCCACUGCCAUCGUGGCUGAUGGAGAGCUGUAUACUGGCACAGUCAGUAAUUUCCAAGGAAAUGAACCCAUCAUUUACAAGAGUCUAAGCCAAGGAACAGCUCUAAAAACAGAAAACUCACUUAACUGGCUUCAAGAUCCAGCCUUUGUUGGCUCUGCCUACAUACAGGAGAGCCUUCCCAAGGGCAACCCGGUGGGCGAUGAUGAUAAGAUUUACUUCUUCUUCAGUGAAGCGGGGAAGGAGUUUGAUUUCUUUGACAACACCAUUGUGUCACGCAUUGCUCGUGUGUGUAAGGGUGACGUUGGAGGUGAAAGGGUGCUGCAGAAGAAAUGGACGACGUUCCUGAAGGCUCAGCUCUUGUGUUCUCUGCCCGAUGACGGCUUUCCCUUCAACAUAAUCCAAGACAUGUUUGUGCUCACACCCAGUCCCGAGGACUGGAAGAACACAGUGUUUUAUGGAGUCUUCACCUCUCAGUGGUACAAAGGUGCAUCAGGAAGCUCUGCAGUGUGCUCCUUCACUAUGGACCAGGUAGAAAAGGCGUUCAGCGGGCGAUACCGUGAGGUUAACCGCGAAACCCAGCAGUGGUAUACUUACAACCAUCCGGUGCCAGAGCCUCGGCCUGGAGCGUGCAUCACAAACGCUGCCAGAAAACAGGGCAUCUCCUCCUCGUUGCUCAUGCCAGACAAGGUGCUGAAUUUUGUCAAAGACCACUUCCUGAUGGACAGCGUGAUCCGCAGCCAGCCUCUGCUACUCAAGCGCAAUGUCCGCUACACGCAGAUCGCCGUCCAUCGUGUUCAAGCAGCUAAAAAGGUGUAUAACGUGCUCUUCAUUGGCACAGAUGAUGGGAGACUUCAUAAAGCCAUUAACGUCAACAAGAAGAUGCACAUUAUUGAAGAGAUGGUGCUCUUCCGUGACUCUCAGCCGGUGCAGCACAUUGAGCUGGACACCGAAAAGGGUCAGCUCUAUGUUUCUUCUUUCUCUGAACUGGUGGAGGUCUCAGUAGCUAACUGCACUAAUUAUCAGAGCUGUGGGGAGUGCAUCCUCUCCAGGGAUCCUUACUGUGCCUGGAAUGGGAAGCAAUGUGUAGAUGUCAGACGUGCUACACCAAACAAUGCCUGGCGGCAGGAUGUAGAUGAAGCAGACACGUCAGCUAUUUGCAAUAAGACUGUGCCAAGUCCACGGUUUGCCAGACCUCCACCUACACGGAUGUCGUCAUGCCAGGUGAUCAUUAUCCCAGCCAACACAUUCAAAGUACUGCCCUGCAAGCUGCGCUCUAAUUUGGCUGAAAGGAAGUGGGAGUUCAGUGAGAGCGCAGGUCACUUCCACUACCCCAGCCCGGAGGGGGGACUGGUGGUGGUAGCUCAAGCGGACAAGCAGGAAACGUACGAGUGCUGGUCAGUGGAGGAGGGCUUCAGACAGCUGCUGGCAAACUACUGUGUGAGAGGCGAAGCCAAGCAGGAGAGCACCACCUUGACAGGCCGUUCACGUACGCCGCAGAUCUCACAGGAGGAAAUCAUCAUCCUGCCAGGGGAGGCCCGCUCGCCGCAGAUCAACACAAAGACCUACUGGAACGAGCUGAUCGUUGUAUGCGCCCUCCUGGUGUUUUCCCUGGUAGUCUUCUCCCUUUUUGUGGUUUACAGGAACCGUGACCACAUGAAGUCCAUGCUGAAGGAGGGAGAGUGCCCGAACAUGCAGCAGAAGAAGCCCAGAAUAGUGGGGAAACCCGCUGAAAACUUGCCGCUCAACGGCAACACAGUCACAACCUCAGCUUCGGAUCACAAGGGGUACCAGACCCUUAAUGACAACUACAUAUGCAGCACUCCACCGCACGAGUGCUCGUCACCUGAUAACAGUAAGAGCUUCUCUGAAUCGGAGAAGAGGCCUCUGAACUUAAGAGAGAGUCACGUGGAGAUUUCGCCCACGUGCCCCCGGCCUCGAGUCAGGCUGGGCUCCGAGAUUAAAGACUCUAUAGUGUGAGGCAGGCUUCAUGUUAUAUGGAGUGACUGCUUUUGAACUCAAAGGAAAGAGUGCACUUGUUGAGAAAGACAAAAACAUAAGAGGGAAAAAUCAGCACUCUCGUGGAGAGACUUUACAUUACACAGAUUUUGCACUCUCUCUCUCUCGCUCUUCUUUCUUUCUUAUUUUAUUCUGUCGAUGUGGUCCAUGUGCAUUUUAUUUCGUUUUCCUCUCACCCUCUUAUUCAAGUGCAUUUGAAGCACACUGAAGAAGCUCCGGCUCGCCUUCAGACUUUCACGUACGGCUCACGGGAAUGUAACAAGCGUUGAGAUGGCAUCGUGACCACCAUUUAGCGAACAAAUUUCAGAGAGUUGCCUUUCACAGUCCGUCCAUUUGACGUGCCGGUAAUACUCUGAAAGGCAGAGUGAUGCUCGAACACGACGCCUGACGCAGUGUUUGCUGUUUCAUUUUCAUUCUGCGAGAGUCUAGCCUUCACUGAGGUUGUGCACUAUGUACUGUACUGUAGCAAGGUAAACCAGAAUCCACACGAACAAGUCAAAGAC